AUGGACGCCGCCAGCCUCCGCGCAGAGCUCAAGGGCUGGGAGCGCGCGUUCAGGGAGGCCAAUGGACGCGAGCCCGGCGUGGACGACAUCAGACGCCUCCCGCACAUCGCCGACAAGUACAAGCUCUACAAGAAGCUCUCCAAGCUCAGGCCCGCCAGCGCCGCACCCUCGUCCGAUCCGCCCUCGACGCCGCCCCGCCCGCCCCCAAAGCUCCAGCAGCUGCCCACCAAGACCAGGGCGGUCCACGUCCCCCCGCCGACCGCGUCCGCCAACCCGUUCUCGCCCUCCAAACCCAAGCCGCCCUCGCCCGCCAAGCGAGGAGGCGGAGAUGAAGCGCCACCACCCGCCCUGCUUCCGAACCCGUUCGUCACCCCCGCCAAAGGCAAACCGCGCCCAAACCGCCGUCAGCAGCAGGACGAUAACCCGUUCGGCCUCCCAUCCACCCCUGCCGCCCGGACGCCACCGCCUGCAUCCAUCUUCGCCGGUGCGCUUCCCGACGCGCUUGCCUUGGUCGACCCUGCACCCGCGACAAGAAUAGCCCAGGAUCAGCCGCGUGCUGGCCCAUCCUCUGCCGUCAUUCGCGCCCGCAAACGCCUGCGCGGCGAGCCGGUCUCGCCUUCCCCCGUGAAGGACAAGCGCAGGCGGCUCGCGUCAUCCCACACGCAGCUUCCGGCUUGGCCGUCGGCACACGCACGCAGAUCUGCCGCGACCAUGCUGCCCUCCAGCGAAUCCGAGCCGGAGGACGAAGCUUCGUUCAUAGACGACUCCCCGGUGAAGCAGCCACCAGGGUUCAAGCUGCUCUUCGAAGAAGCUCACUCACCGUCCAGGAGAACAAGCCGGUCCAAUUCGAGAAGCUCGGGCGAGGGAAGCAUCUCCGUGCCAGACGUGCCGCGUACGAGCAGUUCGCGCGGCACAAGCGUCUUUGAUGACGAUGAUGACGACCCUCCUCCACUCAAGCCGAAACAUGCGGCUAAGAACACCGCGCUGCCCCGUGCCUUGCUGCCAGGAAAGGAUAACAUCUUCUCCGAAGUCGUCCCCGAACGCGUCCUCGCCGAACAACGGCGAAGAGAACAACAAGAGGCAGCCAAACUUGCAAAACGAAAGGGAAAACGGAAGGCCACGGAGAAGCCUGUCGCACGGACAGAGGCCCCGACCCGACCAAAGUCGGACGAGAGUACCGGGCCCAUAGGUUUAAUACCGCCUUCGCCUCCGCCGCCGACCGAGGAGGAAAAGAGAAAGCGGUACAAGGCGCGUGCGGUGUAUCACAACGGCGCGAAUGCCAAGAGGUCGAGAAUGGACGAUGGGCAGGAGGAAGAAGAGGAGGAGGAGGAGAGCAACGAAGAACCCGCAGCGGUCAAGGUGUACGACUGGAGUUGGUCGCACCGGCACCCGCCUGCGGCUGCAGAAACCGAAACGCAAACGCAAGAGGAGGCGCUCGGCGACGGCUUCGACCUCGACGAUCCCUCUCUCGGGAUGAGCCUCGGCCUGUUCUCCCGCAAGUUUACCCCGCGGAAAGACCCGGCGGCAGACCCGGACCUGUUGCCGUCCCCGCUGCCGUACGACUUUGGCGGCACCGCGGGGGGCGAGGAGGGCAAGUUCGAGAUCGACUUACCCGACCAUCUGCGAUCUGUGUUGUCGAUCGGGUUAGGGGCGAGGGAGGAGAGGGAGGAGAAGAAGCUCGCCCGCGGCGUCUUGAGCGGGGACGCGCGAGUGGGCCACAAGGGCGGGCCGAUUUGGGGGGUGGGGGAGCUCGGCGAAGAGAGUGGGGACGAGGAAGAGGCCGGAGAAGAAGAUUGGGAGGGAGAGGGUGUUCCUUGGGAAGUGGGCGAACUGUAAGGGAGAUGUUACCUAGCAAUCCGAUGCGCUAUAGUUCCUAUGACUGGGCGCGCAUUUCAAC
Punctularia strigosozonata HHB-11173 SS5 is the source of this 1897-nucleotide messenger RNA. RefSeq lists its product as uncharacterized. Bases 1 to 1836 code for a protein of 611 amino acids. The transcript is spliced from 2 exons. Gene Ontology annotation, molecular function: DNA replication origin binding; single-stranded DNA binding. Gene Ontology annotation, cellular component: DNA replication preinitiation complex. The record is from RefSeq and is a predicted model, not a curated record. Gene Ontology annotation, biological process: DNA replication; mitotic DNA replication preinitiation complex assembly; DNA replication initiation. NCBI's taxonomy places the organism in Eukaryota, Fungi, Basidiomycota, Agaricomycetes, Corticiales, Punctulariaceae.